AUGACUUUAUAUUCAAUUAUUUUGAAAUGUAGCAUUUGGCCUCGAAAAUUUGCUUUAGAAUAUAAAAAUGGCAAUAAUUUAGAAGAUUAUGAAGCAAGUAUUGUAUUGCAGCUCUUGAUAAUUUUAGCAAUGGUAAUAAACUUUCCUCUAUUGUAUUUUUAUACACAAUUUUCAAAUGAAAUUAGGCAUUCUGAAAGCAAAAAGACUAUAAGAGCAAAAGCUCAUUCAAAAAUUGACAGCUACAUAGCAGCUUUUGCUUAUCUUUUACCAAUCCUUUAUGCUCUAUUUAAUGAAAAUUAUAUGGUUCAUUUUCAAUUUUUUGUGAUGAUUAUUUCAUUAUAUAUAGUGAUAGAGUCCGAAACACUUUUGCCUUAUUUUUCCCUUUAUUGCAAUUUAAUACAAAUUCUAAGAUUUUUUACAGUUGUUUUAACUUCAUUUGGAUUUAUUUUAGGAAAUUUAAUGGACAAUUCAUUGGUUAUUAGUUUUUUGAUUGUUAUUUUGUGACCAAUAUCUGCUUAUUUUGUAAUACUGUUUACUGUCAAACUUCAAACUCAAAUAGACGGAAUGGCUUCAAAAGAUAUGAAAGAUAUAAAAUCUAAAUAUGAACUUGAAAAAAGACUAACCCACUAAUUAGCGUGCCUGAAAAAAUAUUUAAUGGUGUCUUUUUAGAGUAAACUAGUAAUUUAUUAUUAAAAUUAAUAAUUUUUUAAAAUUUUUUGGUUUUUUUUAUAAAAACGAGCUGGGUAAGACACUGGAUGUGCUUAAUUGAUACCAACCAUAAGAAUGAGAUAAUCCAUAUUUUUGAAAAAUUUUUUAUUAAAAAUAAUUCCAAAAGAGAUAAGCUCCAAAUUAUUUGAAUUGCAAAUUACUGCUUAUUUAAACUUAAAGACGAGUCUUUACUCCCCCCCCUCCGUGAAUGAAUAAAAAAUUUUGUUAACUCACGGAGGGGGGUUAAUUUUUUUUUCUCAAAACAAUUUAUAUAUAAAUUUUAUAAAAAAUAUUUUGUUCGAAAUUUAAAAAAAUCCGAAUUCGCAAAAAUUGGAAAGCAAAUAUUAAUUUAAUUUAUAAAAUUUAUGUUUCAAAAAGCAAUUCGUUCAAAAUUAAAUAGAAUUAGAUUUCAUUACAAUAAUUAUCAUUUAUAUAUCAAAAUUUUUUUUCCAUAAAAAAUUUUUCUAUAUUAAAAACAUUUUUGUUCACUCACGGAGGGUGGGUUUUUGGGCAAAAAAUAGUGAUUUUUCUAAUGGUUUUGUUCACUCACGGAGGGGGGGGAGUUAGCAAAAGUCAAAUUAAGCAAAACAAAAUUAAUAUCAAGUUGAAACUUAGAAGCCAAUUUUCAAGAAUAUCUAUGCAAUAAAAAUGCUAACGAAAUUUCAUCAAAUGAAAGCUUACAAUUUAUUAACUAUUUCCAACAAUUAAAUUUGAUUAAAAAGAGAGACUCAAAAUUGUGUGCAUAUUUAUUAGAAUUUUGGGAAGAAAUAACUUCACCUAAGCCCGAUCUUAAAAGACUGGCAAAUAGAUUGAAAUAUAUUGAUAAAAAUAUUUCAUAUCUUAAUAGUCAAUAUAGACAGCUAAUAGCUGAUUUCUCUGAUUCUCAAGAAGGCUUAACACUCUUUACUUCAUAUGCUAAGGAUGUUAUUUAUGAUUAUGUCAAAUCAAAUUUUUUAGAAAUUAAAUUAAAGGGAUUUGACAAUUUAAAUACCACAAAUACUGAUUUAAAAAAAUUUAACUAUUUGAAUGACUCUCAUGGCAUUUUGAUAAUAUCCGCUGAGCCAGAUAAUUAUGGUCGAAUUUUAUUUUCAAACCCAAGAGCAGCUGAAAUUAUGAAAACUUCUUCUAUUGGCAACUUAGAAGAAAGCAAUAUAAUGGAAUUUAUCCACUAUUAUUACUGAGAAGGCAUAAAAAAAGAAGUCCAAUGGCUUAUUCAUUAUGGCUCAAAUUCUGAAAUUGAUUUAGGCCAAAGCUUCUUUUUGGGUAUUCCUGGAAAAGAUUUGAUAGAAUAUACAGGAAAAGCGAUUAUUACUUCAAUUGAUAAUAACCUUGUUGUUAUAUUAAACUUCGAGCUAAAACAAGUUAAAUACCAAACAGCGCUUUUAGCAGAAACUGGGGAGAUAUUAUGCUAUUCAGAGCAUUUUUCUGAAUUCGCUAGAGAAUCCAAUGAAAAUUUGAUAGGCUGAAAUAUUAAAGAUUUAUUUUCUGAAGCAGAAGUGCAGAAUCCAACACCAAUUUUUCACAUAGAAAAUAAAGAUAUAAUUUUAGUCAUGUCUUAUACACAUAUUUGUAAAUUAAAGGUCUUUUAUAUUAUGCUCAUAAGUGAUAAUGAAGAAAUCCAAAGAAGAAAAAAUAAAUAUGAAAAUGAGCAACGUGAAACAAUAAAUAAAAAUAUUUUAAAUCAGAGCGAAAACAAUGAGAAGUCUUAUCAGAAUUGAGAAACCUUAGACGAAAAUAAUAUAAAUUCAGAAGCAGAACUAGUCCAACCGAGUUCAUAUGAGCCUUCUUCAGAAACCCUUGAAAAAAGCUCUUCAAGCAAAUCGUCAAGUGCAAAAUCUAUAAUUCCAAGCCAAAAAAAAAUUUUUCGAGUUCUAGCCGCUUCUUCUCGAUCAAUAAAUAUUUUGCAUAUUUUUUUCAUUUUAUCAGUAAUCCCUAUAUAGAUUUUAGCUGUUUUGAGCACAAAUGUGGUUGUUCUCUUUUAUGCUUUUUCAUAUAUCAAUUUUAUAAAAAAUAUGGACUUCCCUAUGGCUAUAGCUCAAGCGGAAUCAAGACUGCAGAUUGCUGCUUAUAAUUCGCAAUUACUCUGAGAAUUGGUAUUUUUAAAUGAUACCAAUUGAUAUCAAGAUUUAUUAAUUGCGUGGCAGGGGAUGCCAGAGUAUAUAAAUGACAUAAGAGACAUUUAUAUGGAUAUUGCUACUAAUUUACCAAAAUGGAAUUAUUGUUCAAGUAAGUCAAUUUUGACUGAUAAGCGUAUUGUUGUAUGAGAAUCUGACAGCAUGAAAAAAAUAAGUCUAUUGGAGAUGCUUUAUAAAUCUGCUCAGUUUGUAAUAGUUAUAUAGGGAUACAGCAUAAUAAGCAAGUAUAAUGAAUCUGAAGAUUUUUCAAGCGAGGUUAAAUUUUUGAAAAUGACUGGAUAUGGCUAUGGGUAUCAAUACAUUAACAGCUCGUUAUAUGAAGUAAUGGAUUGCCAAAAAUCACUAAUGCUUGAAUUUAAAUCAGAAAUGUUUAUUCUACUUAUAUUGGGGAUAGGAGUUCUUGGGCUAUGUUUUUUUGUGAUGAUUCCAUUUUGUUAUUCUGUUAUUAAAAUUGAAAACGAUCUUUGGAAUAAUUUAAGGAGAAAAACAUUCAGGAACUACUCAGAAAUGAAGCAGGCACUUUUAGAAAGGCUAAUUUUACCCUUUAAAUGCAAAAAAUUUGUUUUAAUUUUAAAGGGGUAAUUUUUUUCGGAAAAAAUUUAUAUAAAAAUUGAAUUCAUUGUAUUUGAAUUUUUAUUUAUUGCUAUUAAGACUUAAUACCGAAUUUAAAUUGAUUAAGUGCGCUACUGUGUAAACAGCAUUUUUAUUUGCAUUAUUUAUAUUAAAUUAGGUCAAAGCUAUGUACUUUCACCAAUAAAAUUUGCAAUUUAAAUUAAAAAAAUAUUAUUCUAGUUUAAAGGAAGGCGGAGUAAAAAGUGUUCACUCUCAGCCUGAAAUUUUAUUUACUCCCCCCUCUGUGAGUGAACAAAACCAUUAGAAAAAUCACUAUUUUUUGCCCAAAAACCCCACCCUCCGUGAGUGAACAAAAAUUUUUUUAAUAGAAAAAUUUUUUAUGGAAAAAAAUUUUGAUAUAUAAAUGAUAAUUAGUAUAAUGAAAUCUGGAGCUAAUUCUAUUUAAUUUUGAACGAAUUGCUUUUUGAAACAUAAAUUUUAUAAAUUAAAUUAAUAUUUGCUUUCCAAUUUUUGCGAAUUAGGAUUUUUUUUUAAAUUUCGAAAAAAAAUAUUUUUUUUAUAAAAUUUAUAUAUAAAUUUUUUUAAAAAAAAAAAUUAACCCCCCUCCGUGAGUGAGCAAAAUUUUUUUGUUCACUCACGGAGGGGGGGGGGAGUUAGCAAUAGAAUCCCAAAUAAGACAUUAUUUAACUUCAAAAACUAUUGAAAAUAUAUAUGAAGAAUUUGGGUAUAUUUUUUAAUUGUUAAGCGUUGACAUUAAUUAUUUAUAGAGAAGUUCACACGAAUUCCAUUCCACCAAUUUUUCGUCUGUCCUGUGUUGAUCCUUUAGCACAAGGACUUGCACCAGUUUCCUUAAGUUCAGAUAUGCUGAAUCACUUAAGCUCACAUUUAAGAAUAUGCCUUCUAGAAAAUUCAAAAAUUCUGGUCACUUGUCAAAGCUGAAGCCUAAGAUGCAACUCCUGAUACUGCGCUAAAAAGCUGCUUGAUUGGCUUAGUGGAUAUCAUGGGAAGAGGUGAUUUUCCUUUUACUAUAAAUUCCGCUUCCCUUGAGGAAAAAAAGCAAUCUGGCAAUCCCCACUGAACCAUCGAGUUAGUAACAACCUGGCAAAAUACACAUAUUCAGGCAUCUUUAUGCCUUCUAUAAAGUCCCCAGCCUAAUUCAGGGCAUUGGUAUCUGAUGCUAGAACUAUGUAUUGACUCAUAGUACCAUUUUAUUGCAUUUUAAUUGUUAUCGCAUUUUCUGUAAUAAAUAUUACUUACCUGUAUGAAGAUUGCACAAAUUACUUAGCCUAUAGACCUGAUAUCCUUCGAGAAAUCAUUCAAACCAAAAUUUACAUAAAUACUCUUGCUAUCUCAGCAUCAGAUUUGCAAGACACAGUAACCGGUGUUCCCUUAAAUAGUUUUUUUACCAUCCAUAAUUAUCCAUAUAUUGCCACUCUUUUCCAAAACUCGAUAUCAUCCCUCAGAGCUUCAAAACUAGUAUAGCGCGUACCCCUUUAUAGAUCUUUAAGGACAAUGGCUAUCUAUUAAAAGAAAAAAAAUUGAUUUAAAGAUUCUAAAAAAAAUUAAAUUAAAUUUAAAAAUUUUAUCUUAUAUCUUCUAUUUGCCAGUUUUGAAUUUGAUCUUUCAGAAUAUUUUAAAAUAUCAAAAUUAAUUUUUCUUUAAGGGUAUUUUUCCUCAGAAUCAAUAAGGAGUCAGGUGCUAUAUUAAGAAAUCCUAAAUUCUCACCCAUUUUAUCAAGCGAUUUUAAAAAAAUGUAUUAUGAAGAUGAUAGUCAGCCAUAUACACACUAUUUAGAUUACGGCACUUAUGUAGCUGAAGAAGAGCAGAUAGAUUAUGGUUAUAUCAUUGCAAAUUUAAAUGUCACUAAUAAUGCAUGAAGAUGAUGAUAUUACAAUAUGACACUUUUUAGGGCAAAUUAUGAUAAAUAUGUCGAUAUAAUUGAUAGCUAUUCUCAGAAGGUGAUCGAGGAUCAAGUAAGCAUUAUUGUUACAGCAUUUUCUAUUUUUGUUGCAAUUUCGAUUGUGGUAUAUUUUUUGCUUUAUUUUGUGUUUUUUAAGAAUGAGAAGAAAUAUUUACAGAAGAUCAAUUCGAUGAUGAAUAUUAUGCCAGUAUAA
Messenger RNA from Blepharisma stoltei, 5530 nucleotides. Lineage: Eukaryota; Ciliophora; Heterotrichea; Heterotrichida; Blepharismidae. The record is from the annotation of a GenBank genome assembly.